GGCAGGGAAAAAACCCAACACUAAAUCCCUCCCCCAUAAGCAUUUUGUUUCUUUCCACAACUGGGACUUCAUGGAGGAAGCAAAACUGGCCAAAAAAAGUUUUCAUAGAUCAUAGCUUUUCCUUUCAUCCCCCUUUCCCCACAUGAACAAGACAGGACUGAUGCUUUGGGCUUCUCUUUGACUAAAUGGAAUCUUUCUCCUCGCUCUUGGCAACCACAGAACUAUUCUUGUGCUGUAUGACAAGGCACUCUUUAGCCAGUGCUAUAUUUAUCUAGUAAGAGGUUGUUCAAUAACAGAAAGGCAACAAGCCAAAGCUGUUCAAACCUAAGAAGUUUUUCCCAGCAUCAUCCAACUCUUGCCUUGAUUAUAGGCUGAAUUUUUUGAUGACCAGAAAGAGUUAACUGCUGAUUUGAGGCAAAGGGACUUGGCCUGUAGCUGUGUGGAAGUCUUUGAAGAAAUAUUUGAUAAGAUGGAGUUAAACAGGUUACUAAGUAUGUCAGGAGAAGAGAACCAGAGAAGACAAGAGGAGGCUUGUACUGGGGCUGGCAGCAGUAGGGCUGGUGUCAGUGGCGAACUGGAUUUUGUACAAAUGUAUCUCACCUGUUUACCUGAGAAUUACAUGAAGGCAAAGUUCACUCUGACAGCAUAUCUGGCAUGCUGGCUUAUCUUGAAACUCUGUAAGAGAGCUUUGGAGAAAAGAUGCUCAGCCUCCCAAAAGGUCCCAGAGCCAGUAGAAAAUUGCACAAGUGAAGAGGAGCUUGAUGAAGAUCAGACUUCUGCCCCCAGCACAUUAGAGCUGGAGAAACGUGGAUCAGGCCAGGAAACAGAUGAAGAUUAUUUUGAGACUCAAUCACAUCAAAGUGAAUCCUUAUCAGACAUAAAGACAGAGCCUUAUGAAAGUGUAUCAGACUCGGAUUCCAUUGCUAGCGACCUCACUAGAGACACAAACCUGAGUUCACACUGUUUUUCUUCAGAAAUAGAAGAACCAUGGGUCAAUUUUUUUGAAGCAAAGGUGGAAACAGUUCCUUCGAAGCCUCUGUGCACAACACAACACGGUUAUAUGCAAAAGCAAACCGUGGAACUACUUACAGUUCUACAAGGAUCAUCUGACAAAGGUGAAUUGGAGACACACAGAGAAGUAUCCAAAACAGAAGAGGACAAUGAGAAGGACAAAAAGUUACCUUACACAGUUCCUCACACAGGGUCGGAAACUAGUAAAGAAGAUUUUGCAUUAAAGACUCCGGAUACAUUGGUUGUGGAGACAAAAUGUGUACAUCAACAGGAACAACUCCAAAUCAGCUCAAAAAAAUUGGCUGAAGGUGCUGUUGUCAAAGGUAACACAAGGAUGGGAGUGACAAGGCUUGCUUGUGUAAGAGCAAACUCAGAAAGCUCUCUGACUUUCCCUGAGACUCAGGGCAAGCCUGUUCACACAGAAAUUGUUUCAAGGUAUAGUUUGCCUGAUAUUCACUUAGAAACAGACAGAACUUGGAAAAGAAACUGUGAGGCAUUCAAUGUCAAGUAUAAACAAAAUCACAUACCUAGCAGUAGGAGAAGUAUUAUGGGCAGCAAGCAAGCCACUGUUCCUCACUUGAGUGGCAAAAAGCUGAAGACGACAGGUUUACCAUGUUUAAAAUCUAAAUGUCAGUUGCCACCCCAGAGGACAGGGGACCUAGAAAUGAAAUCAUGGCACAGUACUCCUGAGAACAUAAGUGCUCAAGAGGUCAGAGAACAUGCCAGUGACUGUAUUUGCCUGAGAGAUAAACUCAGUUGGUCAUGUUCCAGAUUGCACCUAACAGUAUCGGAUUAUGUAAAUGUAUGUGAAAAUUUGGGACCGUUUGAUAACUGUUCACAGAAACUCUUAAAGAUGGAAAAUGACACAGGUAUUGACACUUUUAACACUCACUUGGACUCUGUUAAGAAUCCAUUAACACAUGUGCCAGACACCUAUCAAGUUAGCAGUACAAAUUUACACAGUGAAUUCAAGACCUGUGACUUUACAACAAAAGGAGCAGAUGUAUUUGCUGAGGGCAUGUCUGUGGCACUAUCACAGCAGUCUGAGCAUGAUUCAAAACAGGAGAUCACUCUGGAGUGUGUAUCAACAAAUAUAAAUGCCAAUGUAAUACGAAGAACAGAUCAAUCCAGAUUAGAGGAUGGGAGAGGAAGUCAUAAUCUCUCUCAGGAGCUUAGUUCUGACUUUGAAAUCUGUAAUAGUGAACUCCAAGGAAAUUACCUUGGUGUUCAUAUCAUGAAUAACUGUGAAAAUCCCUGUGAAAUCCAUGCUUCCACUGUUAGUAAGCAAUUGGACAUGGGAAAAAACUGCCUUGAAUCACAAAAUAAUGAGGCCUUUGUUGGGGUGAGUGAGUUAAGGAGAGGGUGGGAAAUUGUGGAUGGGGUUCCAACCUCAAGUCGAAGGGACUCCACAGCACAUCAAAGGGAAAAAGAGUUUCAGAAUAUGAGCAGAAGGUGCAGUGCUUUCAAGUGUCCUUCUGAUCAGGAGAGAAUAGGUGAUCAUCUUUUGGGUAUGGAAAGAGAGAACUGUUAUUCUGGUGAUGGGGGAGAUGUCUCUGCCCUUAAAGUAGCAUCCAGGUCGCAUGACAUUUGUCAGGAGGAAAAAUCAGAGCAGGUUUCAGAGAUAAAAUCUAUAUCAGUACAACCUCUAGGACAGAAAGAGCUGCAGGAUGGGAAUAUGGGAGGUGAGAAGUAUAUGGUUGGAUUAACCACUGAGAUACUGCAGCAUGAGAAUCUGGCCUCUCCCCUUAUUCCCGUGAAAAGUGCUCAAGGGUCAUGGGAAGCUCCAAAGGCACAGUCAAAUUAUGGGGAAGAUAUUUUGCAAGCACAGGUUAUAUCAGGUGGUCAAGAUGGGUUGCUUGUUACCCAAGAAAGUGCAAAACCCACUAAUGACAAAGGUGAGGCCACUCAUCUAGAUUUCCCACCAUUGUUCAACUGUGCAACUUCGACAGGAACAACUGUGGAGAAUGAUUCCCUUCUAAAUCAUUUAAGUUUGGAAAGCACUAUAGAACACUGGAGUGAAGAGGGAAAUGCAAACUCGUAUGCCAUAAAUGCUGGAAUUGAGCCCUGCCAAAGGAAUGCUGAUUCUGACUUUGAGACAGCGCAAGACAGUUUACAGUCUGAAACGAGGGCUCAUAUGGUGGUGGAUGAAAUUAUGGCCACAAAUGUAGAGCAAGACAUUUAUGUAACUAUGACAAGAAGGCAGGGAAUUAAUGGAAUUGGUGGCCUCUGUACUGAAGUCACUGCUAGUGGUAAAACUUUAGAGAAUGAUGUACCCAAUAACAUUUUUGAGAAGGAAGAUAAUAAAACCUGUGAUGUACUAGAUGAAAAAAUGGAGCAUGGUGACGAUUCUUCAACAGAGCCAGUGAACUGA
Molecule: messenger RNA, 3382 nt
Organism: Heteronotia binoei (common prickly gecko)
Lineage: Eukaryota; Metazoa; Chordata; Lepidosauria; Squamata; Gekkonidae
Exons: 4
Coding region: 470-3382 (970 amino acids)
Source: RefSeq, a predicted model, not a curated record